Molecule: messenger RNA, 2434 nt
Organism: Amphibalanus amphitrite
Lineage: Eukaryota; Metazoa; Arthropoda; Thecostraca; Balanomorpha; Balanidae
Product: calpain-C-like
Exons: 15
Coding region: 255-2234 (659 amino acids)
Biological process (GO): proteolysis
Cellular component (GO): cytoplasm
Molecular function (GO): calcium-dependent cysteine-type endopeptidase activity
Source: RefSeq, a predicted model, not a curated record
GCCCGCGGCGGCGGCGGCGGUGACGGUGGUGGUGGUGCAGUGGCGAGCGAGGCAGCGAAGGGGAGUGGUGGUGCGAGGCCUCUGUGUCCGUGUAAAGGCGUCAGAUCGCUGUCUGACAGCGCCCGGUGGCUCUGUGUAUCUCGUGUGACAGCUGCGCGGUGUGUGUGAGUGCGGUGCCCCGACUGUUCGCGAUGCUGGGGUAGGAGCGGUACCCGUGCGCUGCUGGCUGCCGCCGUCACCGGACAGUGAUCAGGAUGGACUCGGAGUACGAGCGGAUCCGGCGCUCGUGUCUGCGUGUGGGAGAGCUGUGGCAGGACCCUGACUUUCCAGCGGUGCAGGCCUCCGUCUUCUACCACCAGACGCCGCCGUUCCAGUUCGUGUGGAAACGGCCAGCGGAGCUGUUUCCCGACCCGUUGUUUAUUCGAGACUCAGUGCUGGACUUCGAUGCCUACCCGGGCAAACUCGGUGACCGGUGGUUCAUCUCGUGUAUCGGCUGUCUGCAGAUGACCCGUGGUCUGUUCUACCGCGUGGUGCCCGCCGAUCAGUCGUUCGCAGGCGACGGCUAUGCCGGCAUCUUCCGGUUUCGUAUCUUCUGGAAUGGCGAGUGGGUGGAGGUGCUGGUGGACGACCGGCUGCCCACGGUGAACGGAAAGCUGGCCUUCACCACGUCACAGAGCCAGCAGGUCUUCUGGAUGUCGCUACUCGAGAAGGCCUGCGCCAAAUUGCACGGCUCAUACGAGGCGCUCAAGUACGGCACGACGCUGGACGGCCUGGCGGACAUGACGGGCGGUAUCACGGAGACUCUGAGUAUCCGGGAGGACGCCACCGGGGCAGGUCACACCAUCGGUCGGCUGCUGGAGCAGACCUCCAUCAUCACCGCUACUGUACAGACCGGGUCACAGACACCAAAGAAUGGCAGUCCAGAGAAGUUGGCAAACGGUGUUCUAUUAGGGACCAACUACAGGGUUCUCGACAUUGAACGGGUCACACAGUUCAGCGGGGAGCCGACCCAGCUCGUCCGGCUGCGCUCCUCUCUAGGUCACACCGGCGAGUACGUGGGACGGUGGGCGCGCGGCUCGCUCGAGUGGGACGAAGUCAGCGCGCUGGAGAGGGAACGGCUCGGGCCGCACACGCUGGCGGACGGAGAGUUCUGGAUGCCCUACUCAGACUUUGUGAAGACGUUCACUCACCUGGAGGUGGUACAUCUAGACGAGGACACGGCACGGGACGAGCCCUCGCUGCGCUCGCGGAUGCCCUGGCAGGUCAAAGUGUACCAGGGGUCGUGGCGGAGAGGGGUCACCGCCGGCGGCUGCCGGAACAACACAGACACGUUCCACAUCAACCCAAGGCUACACCUGGUGCUCUCGGUACCGGAGGAGGUGGUCAUCUCAUUGACCCAGCACACCGUCACCGAGCCCCGGGUGGUCGGGUUUACUGUCUAUCCAGUCUCCAACGGAGCCGUGGAUGCGAUAGAUAACAGCUUCUUCAAGAAGAAGAGUCUGGUGAACUCGCAGUAUACCAACGGGCGGCAGGUAUCCCACAGAUGCGCGUUAGAGCCGGGCGGAUACAUCAUCGUACCCACAACCUUCGAGCCCUCUCAGGAGGCACAGUUCACUCUGCGAGUGUUUUCGAUGAACGCCGUAAAGCUGCGCUACGUGGACACGACACCCGCCGUGCUGCGGAAUCCUAUAUUGAAGGCGCCAUCCAGCGUAGACGGCAAGGGCUUCAACCAGUACGAGGCUGUCUUCCUGCAGUUGGCGGAUGAACACAAAACGGUUAACGCGUUCGAGCUACAAGAGUUACUAGAGGCCUGUUUACCGAAUGACUACAUCAAGAGUUGCGCCACGAUCGGCGUGUGUCGUCAGAUCAUAUUCGCCAUGGACACCACCAUGUUCGGCAGGCUCAGCUUCAACGACUUCAAGGACCUGAUGUGCAGCCUCAAACUGUGGCAGGGCGUUUUCAAGAACCACACCAAGGAGAAGACCGGAGUUCUGAAGGCGGAAAGGUUCCGUGACGCGCUCGCCGAGGUCGGUUUCCAGCUGAACACAGACGUGAUGACGGUGCUCACACAGCGCUACCGACGCAAGGACGGAACCCUACGCUUCGGCGACUUCGUGGCGGCCGUCCUUCAGCUCUGCGUGGCCUUCGAGGUGUUUGACAAGAAGGACCCCCUGCAGACCGGGAUCGUCAAAUUCAACAUCUCAGAGUGGCUGAAGGGCUCCCUCUCGUGUUGACGCUGCCGCCGCGGACUCACAGAGGUCGGUCGGCCGGUCCCGCGCCGUCCUCCGUCGUGACCCGUCUGUCCGACCGUCUCCGCCGCCGGCGACGGACCGCGCUGUACAUAGUCCACCGUGUAGGAUAGCUGCGUUACGCGACAUCGCUGUUGUACUGCUGACAUAUUUUAAUAAAGUUGAACGCCGCGACUGCCUCCGCA